CAGCCCGACGCCCUCGACGCCCCGCGACUCCACACCACCCCAAACUCCAAAGUAAAAACGGCGCCCGCGCCGAGCGGCGCACGCGGCGAGCGCAUCACGUCGCGAUGCCGCCGGCGCAGCCAGAUCCCGAGCCGCCCCCCAUCCACCGCCUGCUGGAGCUGAUCAAAUCCGAGCCCGACCCCGCCACCGCGCUCUCCCACCUCGAGCUCCUCGUCUCCACCCGCCCGGCCUUCCCCACGCCGCAGCCUCUCAUCUUCCACCUCCUCCGCCGCCUCGCCGCCUCCUCACCUUCGCACCUUCCGCGGCUGUUGGGCCUUCUCCCGCGCAUGCGCCACCGCCCGCGCUUCUCCGAGUCCGCGGCCCUUGUCGUCCUCUCCGCAUUCUCCCGCGCCCUCAUGCCCGACGCCGCGCUCGCCGCGUUCCGCGAUCUCCCCUCUCUACUCGGCUGCAACCCUGGCAUCCGCUCCCAUAACGCCCUCCUUGACGCGUUUGUCCGCUCCCGCCGGUUCUCCGAUGCGGACGCGUUCUUUACCUCCCUCUCCCACGGUGCCUUCGGCCGCCGCCUCGCCCCUAACCUCCAGACAUACAACAUCAUCCUCCGCUCUCUCUGUGCCCGCGGGGACGUCGAUCGCGCAGUGUCGCUCUUCGGUUCGUUGCGUCGCCGUGGAGUGGAUCCUGACCGAGUAACCUACUCCACCCUGAUGUCGGGACUUGCGAAACAUAACCAAUUGGACAACGCGCUCGACCUGCUCGACGAAAUGCCGAACUGUGGAGUGCAGGCUGACGCCGUCUGUUACAAUGCAUUGCUCAGUGGUUGCUUCAAAAAUGGCAAGUUCGAGAAAGCCAUGAGGGUUUGGGAGCAAUUGGUGAGGGAUCCAGGUGCGAGUCCCAACCUUGCCACUUACAAAGUGAUGCUUGAUGGCCUGUGCAAGCUUGGGAGGUUUAAGGAGGCAGGGGUGGUAUGGAGUAGGAUGGUGGCUAAUAAUCACCAACCGGAUACAGUUACUCAUGGUAUCUUGAUUCAUGGGUUGUGCCGAUCUGGGGAUGUGGAUGGUGCAGCACGGGUUUACUCUGAGAUGGUCAAGGCUGGGCUUAUUCUUGAUGUUGCCGUGUAUAAUUCCCUCAUUAAGGGGUUCUGUGAAGUGGGGAAAACAGGUGAAGCUUGGAAAUUCUGGGAUUCCGUAGGGUUUUCUGGCAUUCGUGAUAUAACAACUUAUAAUAUAAUGAUGAAGGGGCUGUUAGACAGUGGCAUGGUUAAUGAAGCUAGAGAGUUGUUGGCACAAUUGGAGAAUGAUGCUUCAUGCUCCCCUGACAAGGUGACUUUUGGCACACUGAUCCAUGGUCUAUGUGAGAAUGGCUUUGCUUACAAGGCAUUUGAAAUUUUGGAGGAUGCACGAACCGGUGGGAAAGAAUUGGAUGUGUUCUCAUACUCAUCAAUGAUAAAUCGAUUUUGCAAGGAUGGUAGAACAGAUGAUGCCAAUAAGGUAUAUGAGAAUAUGGUGAAGGAUGGUUGCAAACCAAAUUCUCAUGUUUACAAUGCACUGAUAAAUGGUUUCUGCCGGGCACGCAAGAUCAGUGAUGCUGUUAAAAUCUACAUUGAAAUGGCAGGCAAUGGUUGUUCGCCAACCAUGAUCACAUACAACACUCUUAUAGAUGGUUUGUGUAAGGCUGAAAAGUAUCAAGAAGCUUCAAGCUUAACAAGAGAAAUGAUAGAGAGAGGUUUUACACCAGAUAUCAAAACAUAUGGCUCUGUGAUUCGUGGCCUUUGUCGAGAUAAGAAGAUUGAUUCUGCACUUGGUAUUUGGAAUGAAAUUCUUGAUGCAGGUCUUCAGGUGGAUGUAAUGGUGCACAACAUCCUAAUCCAUGGUCUUUGUUCUGCUGGUAAAGUAGAUGAAGCUUUUCGUCUUUACUUGGAGAUGAAAGAAAAGAAGAACUGUUCCCCUAAUCUAGUGACCUAUAACACAUUAAUGGAUGGAUUUUAUGAGAUCGGUUCUAUUGAUAAAGCAGCAUCGCUUUGGACUACCAUCUUGGAUAAUGGGUUGAAACCAGAUAUUGUUACAUACAAUACAAGAAUUAAGGGUCUAUGUUCUUGUAAUAGGACACCUGAGGGGGUCCUGUUAUUGGACGAGGUGCUUGCAAGAGGUAUUAUACCAACAGUCAUUACCUGGAACAUAUUAGUAAGAGCUGUAAUCAAAUAUGGCCCUAUUCAGAUAUGACACGUUGUUAUUCCUCAAGUUCCUCAAAGUCGAUCCUGAAAGUUUACUCAAGGCCACCAUGAUCAAAGACCGAUGAUGAGCUCAGAACCCAGAGCGACAAUGGCUUCAACGUCCUUAUAUUCCCACGGUAGUAUGCCCUACACUUCAGCGAUCAGCGCUUUCGGUGGUGACAUAUCCUGCUCAUAGAUGACCUGAGCAACCAGACCAAUGAAAAUCAGACCCAGAGCAGCAACCUUCCUCCACUCCACCUCGGGUGUAGCAAAGACAGCAUUCGCGAUUGUAAGCCCAAGUAUUGC
Molecule: messenger RNA, 2512 nt
Organism: Setaria italica (foxtail millet)
Lineage: Eukaryota; Viridiplantae; Streptophyta; Magnoliopsida; Poales; Poaceae
Product: pentatricopeptide repeat-containing protein At3g09060
Exons: 3
Coding region: 105-2216 (703 amino acids)
Molecular function (GO): protein binding
Source: RefSeq, a predicted model, not a curated record